Molecule: messenger RNA, 2362 nt
Organism: Carcharodon carcharias (great white shark)
Lineage: Eukaryota; Metazoa; Chordata; Chondrichthyes; Lamniformes; Lamnidae
Product: serine/threonine-protein kinase pim-3-like
Exons: 6
Coding region: 179-1153 (324 amino acids)
Biological process (GO): regulation of mitotic cell cycle; protein autophosphorylation; negative regulation of apoptotic process
Cellular component (GO): cytoplasm
Molecular function (GO): protein serine/threonine kinase activity; ATP binding
Source: RefSeq, a predicted model, not a curated record
GCCUUGUAACCAACAGCAACCACGGAAAGGGGCAAAAGACUCAACUUCUGCUCUGCCUGUGAACCCCUUGAAGGACAAAAUACUUCUUAAUUUUUAAAAAAAAAUUAUUUUGUGAACGAUUACGAGACUAUCUUUCUCUGCCCAGAGGAAUCCUAACAGCAGCGUCCCCCGCAGAGCCAUGCUGUAUACCAAGUCCGGGACUGUGUGCAGUCAGACACCGGCCGAGGAAUCGCACCUAGCUCCUGCGGUGAAGAAUAGGAAGAAGAGAGAAAGCUUCAAGGAUCUGUACAGUGUGGGCAAUAAACUGGGCAGCGGCGGCUUCGGAACUGUUUACUCGGCUGUGAGGAUCUCCGAUGGAGCUCCGGUGGCGGUUAAACACGUGCCCAGGAAGAAAGUGGCGGAUUGGGGUCGUCUGAAUGACCACCCUGUGCCGAUGGAGAUCAUCCUGAUGAGGAAGGUGUCUUUGCCGGAGCACCGAGGUGUGAUUCGCCUGCUGGACUGGUUCUCCAGGCCGGACGGCUUCCUGCUGGUGAUGGAGCGCCCACCUAGAGCCAAGGAUCUCUUUGACCUCAUCACCGAGCAGGGCCGGCUGUGCGAGGAGCGCUCCUGUUCCUUCUUCCGCCAGGCGGUGGAGGCACUGCGGCACUGCCAUGCCUGUGGGGUCACGCACCGGGACGUCAAGGACGAGAACCUUCUGGUCGACCUGCGCACCGGCGAGCUCAAGCUCAUCGACUUCGGCUCGGCAGCCCUGCUGCGCGACACCGCCUACACCGAUUUCGAUGGCACCAGAGUGUACAGCCCGCCAGAGUACAUCAGCGAAGGGCGCUACCAUGCCCUCUCCGCUACUGUCUGGUCCCUCGGGGUCUUGCUCUACGACAUGGUCUGUGGUGAUAUUCCCUUCGAGCGAGAUGUGGAAAUCCUGGCUGGCGAGAUCCAGCUGCCCUGCAGCAUCUCCAAGGAGUGCGAGGAGCUGAUACGAUGGUGCCUCUCCAUGCAACCCUCUGAACGGCCCACCCUCGACCAGAUACUGUGCCACCCAUGGGUGCAGCGGGACAUCACCAGACCGAAAGCUGUGGGCCUCUGGAGCCCGGGGGAGACUCCAAGUGUAACACCAGCCAGGAGAGACAGUAGGGAGCAGACAGAGCGGACAUGAACACAUUCUGUUACUCGUCAACGUGUGGAUGGAGGAGGAACUUUCAGGACUGAUGGGGACCUCGUCUGAUCGCUCUGUCAGCAGUGGCUGGCUGGUCAGUGAACAUUGGCCCCAGUGCUGGAGAGAACUAGAACUGCACACCCCUUGUUUGUCUCCCUCAUUCAUCCCGAAAGACAGUGCUUCCGACAGUGCAGCUCUCCCUCAGCACUGACCCUCCUACAGUGUGGUGCUCCCUCAGUAUUGACCCUCCGACAGUGCAGCGUUCCCUCAGUACUGACCGUCCGACAGUGCUGCGCUCCCUCAGCACUGACCCUCCAACAGUGCAGCGAGAGAGGGGGUGCAAAGCGAUGGGGAUCUAACACCAUUAUGAUCGUUCGUGUAUUCACAGGGGUGGCAGGAGUGAGGUGUUUAAGGAACUGACCAGCACCCACCCCACCCCGGUCGAUCAGCUGUUGUUCAGUCAGCCAAUCACAAUUGUGUCUAUUUAAAUGUAUAUAUAUUUAUAAGAUAUUGUGACUGUGUUCUGAUUGGUGGCUGUUUAAAGUGUAGUGAAAUAUCCUAUUUAAAAUGAUGAUUUCCAUGAGUAGCUGCAAUUUCUCUCCAUUCUCCCCUUAAGGCCACUUGCGAGCUUUACAGACCUGGCACUUUUCUGGAGGGGGUGUUGGGUGGGGCAUUGAGAGAUUCCUCCCUCACUCCCAACCCCACUCACCACCCCCACCCACCCACAUUCUCAAGCACACUGAUAAGGGAAGAAGCGUGGACUUAAGGCGAAAGCAAUGCACAGUCGUUCGAUCGCAUUGUGAGGCACGCUGUGUGCAAAUAGCUGAGGGGGAGUUGGUGGUGUUGCGGGUGCGGGGAUGGCACCGGAGAGCUUUGGCCAUGCCAGUGCCUUCGGGAGAGCGCCGGGGAGGCCCGAGCUUGGGUGAGGUUCUGGGGAAAUUCUGGAAGCAGCUGGGCCCACCCUGGUCUGUAAAUACUUGUGUAUUGUGCCCAGGCUGUAGAUGGUGCCGCUGAUAUCAUGUUCGUGGUUCAACGUGAAACCCUCUUGUGAAUCGCGGCACGAGAUUGUCUUUAAAUCGCGGUGUCGGUUAGCGAACCGACAGUCGUUACAGCAUAGCAGGCCAUUCGGCCCAUCGAGCUGAUGCCAGAGAAACUACCUGCGUAUUUAUGAUGUUUUGUGUGGACUCAAUAAAAUUAAACAUUGUUUCA